Molecule: messenger RNA, 940 nt
Organism: Solanum tuberosum (potato)
Lineage: Eukaryota; Viridiplantae; Streptophyta; Magnoliopsida; Solanales; Solanaceae
Product: ethylene-responsive transcription factor ERF084
Biological process (GO): regulation of DNA-templated transcription
Molecular function (GO): DNA-binding transcription factor activity; DNA binding
Source: RefSeq, a predicted model, not a curated record
UCUAUGUAAAAUCUUUUUGUGUUUCUCUUCCAUCUUUAGCACAAUACAAUGUAUAAUUCCCAUUCUCAAAAAGCUGAACCAUUCUUCUUCUCUACACAAAAACCCCUUUAUUACCCAAAUGAACCAAAUCAUAAUUUCUCCAUUGACAACACUAAUUAUUCCCUCGACCCAUUUUGGGAUAACUACUCUGUUUCUGCCCAUGAAAAUGAAAAUGAAAAAUCCCCUGUUCUUGAAGGAAUUGCUGCUGUUGUUGGAGAACAUGUUCUUUUCGGUUACAAUAACAAUGAAAACAAGAAUGAUGAUCCAAAUUCUGCAGUUUCUCUUCUGAAACGCACGUGUCCUGCAGAAAAGAGGAAUAAUGUUCCAUCAGUGGAGAAGAGUUACAGAGGAGUGAGAAAGAGGCCAUGGGGGAGAUGGUCAGCGGAGAUUCGCGACCGUAUAGGGCGGUGCAGACACUGGCUGGGUACAUUCGACACGCCGGAGGAGGCGGCGCGUGCGUACGACGCGGCGGCGAGGUGGUUGAGAGGUUCAAAAGCUCGAACAAAUUUCCAAAUUCCACCGAUUGUUCCUCUGCCUACUUCACCAACAUCCACGUCAUCAUCUUCAAAUUCGUGUCGUGAAAUGAAAAUGAAAAAAAAGAAGAAAAAUGGUGGCGCUAUUGCUACUAAUCAAAGAAAAUGCUCAGUGGUAACUUCAACUGCGCAUUUAUUUAGCUCUAAUGAAUUUAACAAAAAGUUAGUGUUACUGUGGAGCUUGAUCUCAAGCUCGGAUUCGGGAGGAAGUAGACUCAACUGCUAUAACGAAACAAACUUGUUCCUAUUAUUAAUGUUUAGUUUUGUAUCGUAUCGUAUGUGUUUUAGCAUAAACUAUCAUAGUGUGUAAAUUAAACUAUGUGGUUCUAGUACUUCAUGCAAUACGAUAAGAAAUGCAUGUUAUGAUU